Messenger RNA from Pelobates fuscus (common spadefoot toad), 2624 nucleotides. Its product is annotated as homeobox protein SIX4-like. Gene Ontology annotation, cellular component: nucleus; transcription regulator complex. Gene Ontology annotation, biological process: regulation of transcription by RNA polymerase II. NCBI's taxonomy places the organism in Eukaryota, Metazoa, Chordata, Amphibia, Anura, Pelobatidae. Bases 157 to 2289 code for a protein of 710 amino acids. Gene Ontology annotation, molecular function: DNA-binding transcription factor activity, RNA polymerase II-specific; RNA polymerase II cis-regulatory region sequence-specific DNA binding. The record is from RefSeq and is a predicted model, not a curated record. The transcript has 3 exons.
GUAGUAGUCACAUUGUAUCCGUUUACACUUUAAGGGGGAGUAGAAAAAAAGAGCUACCUAAUGAUUGCUGCGUGGCCGCUGGAAACCUGAUCAUUCAGGGGGGGAGGAGGAGGACUUUUUAUUUUUUUUUUUGUUUUUUAAAGAGUGGGGGGAAAAAUGUCUUCCCCUCCACACGGGACAGUCCAUGCAGUCAGCAUUAAGCAGGAAGAUGCCCUGGAGCCCCCAGCCUUCUCCAUGGAGCCUGGCACUGAGGAGGGGGUGAAGGGCGCCCCCUACACCCUGGCUUUCUCCCCGGAGCACGUCGCCUGUGUGUGCGAGGCUCUGCAGCAGGGGGGGGACCUGGACAGGCUGGCCCGGUUCCUGUGGUCGCUGCCCCAGACCGAUCUGCUACGUGGCAAUGAGAGCAUUCUCAAAGCCCGGGCGCUGGUGGCUUUCCACCAGGGCCGGUACCAGGAGCUCUUCUCGGUCCUGGAGAGCCACAACUUCGACCCGUCCAACCACGCCGUGCUGCAGGACCUUUGGUACAAGGCGCGGUAUAACGAGGCGGAGAAGGCCCGGGGGAGGGCGCUGGGGGCCGUGGAUAAGUACCGGCUGAGGAGGAAGUUCCCCCUACCCCGCACCAUCUGGGACGGCGAGGAGACCGUCUACUGCUUCAAGGAGAAGUCACGGAACGCACUCAAAGAGCUCUACAAGCACAACCGGUACCCGUCCCCGGCAGCCAAGCGGAACCUGGCCAAGAUCACCGGCCUGUCCCUCACCCAGGUCAGCAACUGGUUCAAGAACCGCCGCCAGCGCGACCGCAACCCGUCCGAAGCGCAGUCCAAGAGUGAAUCUGAUGGCAAUCAUAGCACUGAAGAUGAAUCCAGCAAAGGUCAAGACGACUUGUCUCCUCAUCCUCUUUCUAGCUCAGAUGGAGUUUCCAACAUAAAUCUUACUAGUCCAACUGACACAAUUUAUAUGCAGCACAUUGGAAAUAAAAUCUCGUUGGGUUCCUCAGGAGUUCUGUUAAAUGGAAGCUUGGUGUCUUCAAACAAUUCACCGGUCUUUCUUAAUGGUGGUUCUCUCAUCCAAGGGCACAAUGGCGUGCUUCUCAAUGGCUUAAACAUGGCAAACUCACAAACUGUUACAUUGAAUUCCACCAAAAUGACUUCAACCAUGGGGAGCAAUGGAGUUUCAAACGGUGACAUCUUGGGGUCUUCAGAAGAUGUUAAAGACUUCAAGAUCUUGCAGUCUGCAAUGUCAGAUUCAACAGCAACAUAUACUAGUACCAUGCAGCCUACUUUCCCUGGGCUAAUUCCUGCCACAGAAGUCAAAAGUGAAACUAUUGAGACCUCCACAUCUCAAGAUGGUGGUACUUUGGUUACGUUCACUGGUCCUAUACAGAUAAACCCGUACGGCAUUGUACAGAUCCCCAAUACAGGAACAAAUAGUCAAUUGAUUAAUGGAAGCAUUGGGUUCUCCACACUCCAACUACCUUCUGUUGCAGUUUCACAAGGUAACCUUUCGGUCACUGCCUGUACGUCAGAUGGGGGAACGUUUACAAGUGACACCAUCUCAAGUGGUGAUCAGGGUAAGGUGUUUCUUAGUUCCAUCACACCUAGCACAGUAGUCUACACCGUUCCGCAUUCUAUCAAACAAGACGGGCUAGAAAGAAGCCUUGUUUUUUCUCCGCUAAUGCCUGUCAAUCAAAACGCAACACAAGUAAAUAUUAGCAUGUCUUCGGAAGAUGCUCUUCAGUCUGUUGCAGCCUCCCUUGUAAAUGGAACUAAUGCACAGAAUUUUUCACUGAUGCCACCUACCUUAAUAACUGCUUCUGGACAUCUUGCUUCUAUUACUGGAAAUCAGUCCACAACACUAAACCAGUCAAUCUCCUCCUCUGCGGCUACCACAACCAGUGUGACGGCCUGUAGUAGUGCUCACUUUGCACCUCUUUCUAAUUGUCACUACAUCACGACCCAAGAUCUGCUGUCUGUUUCUCAAGCACAGCAUUCUCUGGGGGAAUCUGUUACUGCAAGUAGCAACAAUGGUAGCCAUCCUGAAACACAAAUCCAUCAUGAUUUUGGUAGUCGGAACAGCAUGAUUUUGCAGUCUGUGCCAGUCACAAAAGAAAAUUACCUGCCCAGUUCUCACAACACUACAAUAAGUGGGAGCGUCAUGCUGCUGGAUGCAAAAUCAAAGUACGUGAUAAGUAACAUGGUAAAUACUACCUGCGAAGAACUCGAAACGGACAAAAAGGAAUUGGCCAAGCUUCAGAAUGUUCAGAUGGACGAAGAUAUGCAUGACAUGUAAUUUUAUUUUUGUUAGGAAUUGUUUCUGUAAGAAAGAUAACAUGGCCGUUACUUUAAUUCACGAGGGUUUGAAAUUCAGUUUUCCUAAAGCCGUUUUUCACACAAUCCCGAAGGAUAAACCGUGAAAUAUGGGUAUUAAAGGGAACACAAGUUAAUAAACCUGACAGUGGUCUGACACUUUAUAGCAAUGGUGAAAGGAUAAGUGGAAGAGGUACUGAACAAGUUUCUUUGUUUUUGUUUUGUUUUUCUUUCCCUUGUUCUUGUAUUUGGGUUAUGCUGGAAAUGUAUAUUUUAGUCCGAACACUAAAAAUGAGCUGCUUUCAAACUCCCAAUUUU